This is a messenger RNA of Aspergillus japonicus CBS 114.51, 1045 nucleotides long. Its product is annotated as ankyrin repeat domain-containing protein. Bases 47 to 883 code for a protein of 278 amino acids. The record is from RefSeq and is a predicted model, not a curated record. The transcript has a single exon. Gene Ontology annotation, molecular function: palmitoyltransferase activity; protein binding. Lineage: Eukaryota; Fungi; Ascomycota; Eurotiomycetes; Eurotiales; Aspergillaceae. Gene Ontology annotation, cellular component: Golgi membrane. Gene Ontology annotation, biological process: protein palmitoylation.
UUGUGUCUUUUCACUUCAGUGGGCUGCUAUCAACAAUCAAUAUGCUAUGUGCAAAUUCCUUCUCGAUUCUGGUGCCGAUGUCAAUGCCAAGGGGGGAGAAUCGGUAGCUACUCCGGCUAUGUGGGCAGCGCAACGUUGCCACUAUUAUAUAGUACACCUCUUACUACAGCAUGGCGCAGAUCCUCUUCUUACCGAUGUCCAAGGCUACAAUAUUCUACAUCUUGCCACGAUCGAUGGAAACGCAUUCCUGCUUGUGCUUCUUCUACACCAAGAAAUACCGGUGGAUGUUCCCGACCAACAAGGCCACACAGGUCUAAUGUGGGCGGCGUAUAAAGGCUACCCUGCAUGUGUGGAUAUCUACUUGCGCUGGGGUGCCAACGCCAAUGCGGUUGAUGAUGGCGGUCUAACCCCUCUGCAUUGGGCCUUAGUCAAGGGAUCUCUUCCUUGCGUCCAUAAGCUCAUAGAAUAUGGUGCAGAUAGGUUCGCGAAAACCAGGGAUGGUAAAACGCCAGCGACCGUAGCUAGUGAGAUGAAUACGACCCGGAUAUGGUAUCGCGCUCUAGACGAAUGUGGUUAUGACUUCGACGGAAACACCAAAAUCCUGCCUAUGGGCCUGACGCCCUGGGUGCGGAGUAAGAACGCCUUGUCGAAAUUCUUCUUCAUGUGGCCUUUUUUUAUGAUAUUUGCAGCUGUCUGGAUUCUCAGCAAUGUGGUUGUGUUUUUCGCUGUUCCGCUCAUGCUGCUUACGGUCUAUGGUCUUCAAUGGAUGGCUCAAAAAGUCGCUAAUCAAGGCCCUUCGGAGUAUCGAAUCCUCCAAAAGACGGUAAGCAAGCAUCGAUUGUGCCCCAGUCCUUGUCACGUAGUAGCGCUGAUGUUGAAAUAAGCCUUACCUGUCUGGGGUAUUUGCAGGCUCGCUUUUCUGGGUGGGUUUUAGAUACGCCUUCUACUUGCUACCUGGUCAGUGAUUCUUAUCUGCCAUUCCCCCAUGCCGCCUUGUCAAUCUCUAAGGCGGGAUCCGCGCAUUGAGAGGGGUGAGGGACUAUUC